Messenger RNA from Penicillium coprophilum, 1548 nucleotides. RefSeq lists its product as uncharacterized. The transcript has a single exon. The record is from RefSeq and is a predicted model, not a curated record. Lineage: Eukaryota; Fungi; Ascomycota; Eurotiomycetes; Eurotiales; Aspergillaceae. Gene Ontology annotation, molecular function: protein binding. Bases 1 to 1548 code for a protein of 515 amino acids.
AUGGCGAGACCAUUGAUUUCUCCGUUACAAUGGCGUCAAUUACAUCAAGCUCUUUUCCCUAAAGCAUAUGCCUCGGGCCACGGCGCGCAAGCUUGCACCGCUCGAGCUGUCACCAAUAGCAACACAACCACAUUGAAACGGCCCUUUCACACCACGCCAACUCGAUCGGCUAUCAGGCCUUCUCGUAAGGCACCAUCUGUUCGGAAACAACUGAGGAACGAUGAUGUCUUCGAAGGCCCAGGUGGAUUGAAAUUGGAUCGUGACGGGUUUUGGAAUGCCUAUUGCGGUGCACAUGUUGAACCAACAAUGGUGGAGUUUAAGCAAUUUACGCGCCAAUUGUAUGAGCGCUUUACUCACGUUAUGCCGCCGGGUGUCAACAUGGCGACGUUCGCGUCCGUGGGUGAACAGUUGAUUAGGCUAUCGCACUCGCAGGGCCCUUCCGCAAGUCUUGUUCGGAGUAUCUCAAUAGGUAAAUUCAAAUUCUGGGUGAAAGGCUACGGAUUUAACUACGCGAUAUUAACCAUGCAAUUUGCCAUAGAUGUUGACGCCGUUUAUCGAAUCGCAAUCAUUCUCGGAGAACUUCAAACGGGCCGCUACAUCUAUCAAUGGGCAUUGACCAGCUGCGCAAAAGCAAAUUCGCGCCGAGCCCUGGUCGACCUCGUGAGCCGGUACAUGCAGACGAAAAAUGUAGACAUUUACCGGGACAACGAGUACAUAGCACGGGUCAGAGACUUGGCUCUCAAAGAUGAAUUCCCUCAUGCAAUUAUGUUAUAUGCUAAGCUGCUCAUCUGGCGUGGUGAAAACGCACAAGCCGCCCGACUUCUGGAGCAGAAGAUUUUACCAUACCUGCAACCCACUAGGAUACGCCCUCCCCACUGGGAGGAUAUAAUGUUAGUGGAUAAGUUUGAUUCGCCCUGGCGGAUGUACGCUGUUGCCGUUGAGAAGGAACGAGGUCUUGAGGGUAUCCAGAGUGCCACACGCCGAGCCGCCCUGGAGUUCCACGACCCGGUUGCCAUGACUGACUACGCUGUCACCGUGCUGGAAACGGAGGCUCUCGAUAAGUACGAGACGUACGAGGCCUUCAUGGCCGCCGCUGCGUUGGCGGGACACAGUCCAGCCUGCUUUUACCUUGCGAAUUACUACUACCGUAUCUCUCAAGGCGAAUUCACCACCGAGGCCGAGAGAAACGCCAAACAGAGGGAAGAGGCCCAUGCCUCGCGCGAGACCUGGCUGAGACCCUUCGAGCCUAUAACGAAUUGGGUUUAUACGGUGUUCAACCAACCCAUGGAUCGCAAGACAUAUCGCAUGCUCGCGAUGGACUGGUACGAGCUUGCUUUUGAUAAGGGAAACAAUGAGGCUGGGUAUAUCCUGGCCAUGCUCUUCCGCGAGGAUGGCGAUAUGGAGAAGAGCCGUGAGGUUUACAAUCUUACUGCCAAAAGAGGCCUUCCAACCUCGUUGUCGAAGAAAAGUCUGGUGGAAAUGAAGGAUAAGUGGGAAGACCGGACAUUCAAUCCUGGUUUGCCUCCUAAGCUCUUGAGGAUUACUUGA